Molecule: messenger RNA, 840 nt
Organism: Fraxinus pennsylvanica
Lineage: Eukaryota; Viridiplantae; Streptophyta; Magnoliopsida; Lamiales; Oleaceae
Source: the annotation of a GenBank genome assembly
AUGGCAAAGACAGUGGGAUUCUUCAAGUGCUACAAUCCUCAAAACAGCAUACAAAGAUUGAAACUUCCAAAGGCCUUUGGUUUACAAGUACAAGGAGCUAUACCAGAGAGGGCAUUCCUUAGAGAUUGCUACACAAAUCUGUGGCCUGUGAAAGUAGCCAAAAUUGGAAAUGACUUGUUUUUUGAAGAUGGCUGGGAAAAAUUUGUUCAAGAUAACUAUGUGGAAUCAUGGGUCGUCUUUGUGCUCCAAUACGACGGGGAAAAUCUAUUUGAUGUAAAACUAAUGGGGUUGUCAGGUUGUGAUAUGGAGGGUGUUGGACAUUUUGUUAAUACUGUUGAAGAUGAGAACGAAGAAGAUGGUGAAGCAGAAAUGGAAGUGGCUGAUUAUGGAGCUAGCCAAGAGGAUGAUAUUGACAGCGAUGAAGAUGAUAAGCGCGAUGACAUCCUGCUGGAGGAAGAAGAAAGAGAAACAGAAGAAGAUGGUGUUGUAGAAGCUGAGCAAGUAGUGGCUAAUGGUUUGGCUCCCCGGCCACAAAGACCUUACUUCGUCACUAAAAUCAUGAAAAAACGGCCAAAUCAAUUUUUCAUCCCCCAGGCAAUAAUCAAUAAAUUCAAGCUGUCCCUCCCCAGUUCAACGUAUUUCAUUGAUCAACAAAAUAGAAAAUGGCCGGCCAAGCUUUCCAAAUGGAAAUGCGGGCGCCUUUCAUACGUUGGAGGUUGGAUUAAUCUGUGCAGAGUAAACUUUGCUAGUGAAGAGGAUAGUUGCAUAUGCGAAUUUGUCGAAGAAAAUGGGCCUGGAGGCUUUGGCCUGCAUAUACAUGUCAGUGUCGUCAGAGCGUAG